Messenger RNA from Parnassius apollo (apollo), 1353 nucleotides. The record is from the annotation of a GenBank genome assembly. NCBI's taxonomy places the organism in Eukaryota, Metazoa, Arthropoda, Insecta, Lepidoptera, Papilionidae.
AUGACCGCAUUGCGCCUCGUGCAAAGAAUGAAGAGGGAUUCCAUACAUUCUGGUCGACGACCAUCUGGCAUAUGUGGAGCCGCGUUACUAAUAGCAGCCCGUCUCCACGACUUCUCCCGGACACCGGCGGACGUAGUGCGAAUAGUAAAAGUCCACGAGUCUACUCUCCGGAAACGUUUAAUGGAGUUUGGAGACACUCCAUCAAGUGCGCUGACCCUCGAUGAAUUCAUGACUGUGGAUUUGGAGGAGGAACAGGACCCGCCAGCGUUUAGAGCUGCUAGAAAGAGAGACAAGGAGAGACUGCAAAAGUUAUUGGAAGAAGAAGACGGCGAGAGGGAACUGACGGAGUUACAGAAGGAGAUAGAUUUACAGUUGGAAAAAGACAAUACGAGACGAAGAAAGCUAGCAUCUUCUGCUGCAGUUACCACAGUAAGCAUCGACGAAAGUUCGAUCGAAGAUGUGGAUGCGUCCAGAUUCGCAGCAGAGGACACGCUGCACCUCCUCGGUGAGAUCGCGCGAGAAACUGGUGGAAAGAACAACGCCAACUCCAAACAGGAGAAAUUCUAUUUGGAAAAGGGACUUGGUCCAGAUCUAGCUGUGAUCGGCCUAGGUCAGCCUGAAGACAAAUCGGAUAAAUUUGUGAAGCCAGAGCCGAAGGCGCAAUUCAGCAAAGAUCUGCACAGCGCCGAUGAACUGCUGCUGAAUGAGAAAGACGAGGAAUACAUCAGCUCUCUCAUCAUGACCGAGGAGGAGGCGCGGUAUAAAACCAAAUUGUGGAACAACAUCAACGCUGGAUAUUUGAAGGAACAAAAGAUAAAAGAAGAAAUGCGCGCCAGAGAACGCGAAGAAGGUAAAGACAAGAAGAAGAAAAUCCGCGGCGCUUACAAGAAGAAGGUGGCACUGAACGCAGCCACCGCGGGCGAAGCGAUCGAGAAGAUGCUAGCAGAGAAGAAGAUCAGCUCGAAAAUCAACUAUGACAUACUGAAGAGUCUGGACCAGCCAGGCACGCCAGUCGCAACUUCUGUACCGACGACGCCCGCUAGAAGUUCGCAGCCUGUGAUUGACUCAAAACCCGUGACCCCGUUAGAAACCGUCCCCGCUUCGCCAGUGCCACGUAAACGUAAGAAGAAGGCGACGCCGACUCUGGCGAGCCCCGUGCCGGCCGCCAGCGCGCGGCCCACCACACCAGCGCCGCCCACGCCUACGACCACGCAAGUCCAGCCUGAAAACUUGGACGACUACGACGAUGAUGACAUUGAAGCGGAGCCCACUGACGCAGGCGGAGAAAUUUCACUCGCCGCCAUGCUGCAGAAUGGUGACGAAGACGAUUACUAUGGUUACGAGGAAUAUUAA